Drosophila virilis is the source of this 1314-nucleotide messenger RNA. Its product is annotated as probable dimethyladenosine transferase. NCBI's taxonomy places the organism in Eukaryota, Metazoa, Arthropoda, Insecta, Diptera, Drosophilidae. The record is from RefSeq and is a predicted model, not a curated record. Gene Ontology annotation, biological process: rRNA methylation. Gene Ontology annotation, cellular component: nucleolus. Gene Ontology annotation, molecular function: rRNA (adenine-N6,N6-)-dimethyltransferase activity.
GAACCGCGCACAUGGCACCCAAAAAUCAGACGAAGCAAAACAAAUUAAUAUUGCAGCAGCACUAACUGCAUAUAUUCACCUUAAAAAUGCCAAAAGUAAAAACAGAAAAGAAAAGCCGCAUACACAAUGAGGUGCAAAAGCAAGGCAUUGUGUUCAACAAGGAUUUUGGACAGCACAUAUUAAAGAAUCCCUUGGUCAUAACUACGAUGCUGGAGAAGGCUGCACUGCGAGCCACCGAUGUGGUGCUGGAAAUCGGUCCCGGCACGGGCAACAUGACUGUGCGCAUGCUGGAGCGUGCCAAAAAGGUUAUUGCCUGCGAAAUUGACACACGUCUUGCCGCGGAGCUGCAGAAGCGUGUACAGGCGACACCUUUGCAGCCGAAACUACAGGUGCUAAUUGGAGAUUUUUUGAAGGCAGAUCUGCCAUUCUUCGAUCUGUGCAUAGCCAACGUACCCUACCAGAUUAGUUCGCCAUUAAUCUUCAAAUUGUUGCUUCAUCGUCCUCUGUUUCGCUGCGCGGUACUGAUGUUCCAGCGUGAGUUUGCACAACGUCUGGUGGCCAAGCCGGGCGACAAGCUCUACUGCCGUUUGAGCAUCAAUACACAGUUGUUGGCACGUGUAGACAUGUUAAUGAAGGUGGGAAAAAAUAAUUUCAAGCCGCCGCCCAAGGUGGAGUCGAGUGUGGUGCGUCUGGAGCCAAAGAAUCCACCGCCGCCCGUUAAUUUUACCGAAUGGGAUGGUCUAACCCGCAUAGCAUUUUUGCGCAAAAACAAAACGCUAGCGGCAACCUUCAAAGUGAACUCUGUGAUUGAAAUGCUGGACAAGAACUACAAAUUGUAUCGUUCGUUAAGGAAUGAGCAAGUUGAGGAAAACUUUAACAUGCAGGAGAAGGUCAUGAGCAUACUGGAGGAACAGGGUGUAAGCGGCUCACGUGCCCGAUCUAUGGACAUUGAUGAGUUUAUGCGCCUCUUGUUGGCUUUCAAUUCGGCUGGCAUACAUUUCAACUGAUGCGAACUGCUUUUAAGCAUGGUGUAUAAUCGUAAUCAUAACUUAAGACCUUGUUUAAUAAUUUUUAAAAACUUUGUAUGUGUGCGUACAUUAAUAAGCUUACACAUAAGAUCUGAUUGGGACCAUACCAAUGCAUGGUAUAGGCGAUAUGGCUCCAAACACGACAGCUUUGAGAGAGCCCGAGAGAACUAUGAAAAUACUUUAGCUCGCCAGCGUAUCAUUCAGCGAGUUGAUCAAUUGUUUCGACUCGUAUUGAUCAGUCGCUCUCGAAUCUUGUUUAAAUAAAGUUCAAAGUGUCGCAAAACAA